This is a messenger RNA of Penicillium cataractarum, 894 nucleotides long. Its product is annotated as EAF7 family protein. The transcript has 4 exons. Gene Ontology annotation, cellular component: NuA4 histone acetyltransferase complex; nucleus. Gene Ontology annotation, biological process: regulation of transcription by RNA polymerase II. The coding region runs from base 1 to 894 and encodes 297 amino acids. The record is from RefSeq and is a predicted model, not a curated record. Lineage: Eukaryota; Fungi; Ascomycota; Eurotiomycetes; Eurotiales; Aspergillaceae.
AUGCCACCUCGAAAGAAGACCAAGCGCGCACAUUCCACUACACCUCCCGAGGAUACGGCAGCGCAAUCUAGCGCGGACACCCCCGGAUCAACCGACAGCGCUGAAAAGCCCGAGCCCGAAUAUGAUUUGAUUGGCGAUCCUUGGACAGACGAGCAAGAGACGGCACUGUUGAAAGCGAUAAUUAAAUGGAAACCCGUCGGCGUUCACAAGCAUUUCCGUAUGCUCGCGAUUGCAGACUACCUGAAGAGUCAAGGAUAUGCGCCCUCAUCAGCAGAGCAUAUGCGCAUUCCCGGGAUAUGGAAGAAGCUAGGGAGCCUAUACAACUUGGAGGCUUUGGAUGAACGGGAGGAUGCGGUAUUUGCAGAUACGAACGAGGAUGACGAAGAGCCAAGUGAGAUGUACUGGCCAUUUGAGCUUCCCUACGACGAAUAUGGGGACCUCAUGUUUGAGAGACGGCUGGCGACAGAAGGCUCUUUGUCGCCUGUAACAAGUCGCCAUGCGGAGUCUCGACGAGGAAGCACAGUGGCAGAUACUGAUGAGCCCCGCUCAUCCCCCGCUCCAUCUCGAGGUCGCAAAUACAAUCGUGGCACUCGCCAGCCCGCACGCGAAACUCGCUCGACACGACUCCAAGUUGAAAUUGGCUCUAGUAGCCAAGGCAAGGCGUCUGACGAGGACGCCGACUCUGGGGAAGAUUCCGACGUCAAUGAUGAAGGUGAUGAAGAAGAAGGCGAGGAGGGUAGUGAUGGUGGCAAAGACAGCGAGGACGAGGAGGAAGAGAGCAGUGACAAGGGAGGGUCAAGGAGCACGAGGGCAAAAGCAUCACGGUCCAAGCAGAAGGACACCAAAAAGGCUUCAACGAGCACUAUGACCCGCCGAACUGCUCGCCGACGUUGA